Molecule: messenger RNA, 1452 nt
Organism: Sinocyclocheilus rhinocerous
Lineage: Eukaryota; Metazoa; Chordata; Actinopteri; Cypriniformes; Cyprinidae
Product: endophilin-A3-like
Exons: 9
Coding region: 112-1287 (391 amino acids)
Biological process (GO): synaptic vesicle uncoating
Cellular component (GO): glutamatergic synapse; cytoplasm; presynapse
Molecular function (GO): protein binding
Source: RefSeq, a predicted model, not a curated record
CUCGAGCGCUUGCUCUGCUUUGCAGCUGAAUCUUUCUCCUAUAUUUGUGACAAGCUUUGAUAUUUAGUGUUUUUGUUCGUAAGGGGGUUCUCCGAGAUGCUGCCGUGACGUAUGCGGCUCUCCGCCAAUCACAAUCCUCAGAUCAAACAUAACCGACCAGCACUUGUCAGUGAGGGGGAAAAAAACCCACCGCGAAAUGCAGGUUAUUUUGCCAGCGGCGGUGAAAUAAACCGAAAGCGUUUCAGAUAUAGAGUCUUGUGCUCCUUUGAAGGAUUAAAUCACCAUUUCUGCCUCCUGAACAUUUUCUAUUCAUCUCCUUUCGCGUUUCGUCUUAUUUUAAGGAUGUCUGUGGCGGGGUUUAAGAAGCAGCUGCACAAAGCGAGUCAGUUAUUGAGAGAGAAGAUAAGCGGGGCAGAAGGGACAAAGCUUGAUGAAGACUUCAUGGAAAUGGAGCGGAAAAUAGAAGUCACCAACAAGUCUGUUUUUGAACUUAUAACGAAAACCACAGAAUACCUUCAGCCAAACCCAGCAUCAAGAGCCAAACUGGGAAUGCUCAACACCGUGUCUAAAAUCAGAGGGCAGGUGAAGACGACGGGUUAUCCACAGACUGAAGGGCUUUUAGGAGACUGCAUGCUGCGAUAUGGACGGGAACUGGGCGAGGAGUCCACUUUCGGAGCUGCGCUGGUGGACAUUGGUGAAGCCAUGAAGCAGAUGGCUGAUAUUAAAGAUGCCCUUGAUAUCAAUGUGAAACAGAACUUCAUUGACCCACUUCAGACUCUACAAGACAAAGACCUCAAAGAGAUUGUGCAUCAUCUGAAGAAACUGGAGGGUCGACGGUUAGACUUUGACUACGUGGAGCAGGUGAGUCAGUUAUCAGCUCUGAUUGAGGCAGCGCUGGAUUACCAUCGACAGUCCUUGGAGAUUCUGAAGGAGCUCGACAGCAAACUACAGAACAGGAUAUCCACUGCAAGCAGUCGGCCCAAAAAAGAGUUCAAGCCAAAGUUGAUUGUGUCCAGUUUGGAGACCGUCGAAACCAGGCAGCACAAUGGACUUACCCACACCUCAUCAGUCAAAAGCACAGAGUUGGAGUCACACUUGGACCAGCCCUGCUGUCGAUCGCUCUACGACUUUGAUCCAGAGAACGAGGGCGAGCUGGGCUUCAAAGAGGGCGACGUCAUCAUCCUCACCAAUCAGAUCGAUGAGAACUGGUAUGAAGGCAUGAUUAACGGCGAAUCGGGCUUCUUCCCCAUAAACUACGUCGAGGUCCUAGUGCCCCUGCCUCAAUGAGCUGAGCCAACAGCCUCGGGUCACUGACCGCAUGCCAAACCAGACUGUCUGAACCGUCCACUCACCCAACAUCCUCUGCUGCAUUCUCACCAAUGAAAGCCUUGCGUUUGACCACAGACAAUUUAGAACCUUUUACAUUUCAGUAUUUAUUUAUCUUAUUACGUU